AUGAAAUAUCCUAUAAACGAGCUAUUCAGAUAGACUUCAUUUAUUUACAAAAAUUACUCUAAAAAUAUUCAUGAUGCAAUUGAAUUGGUUUUUCAUCAGAAGGAUUGGGCAUAGAAAAAAAUUAAUGAUACAAUUAAAAAUAUUUAAAAUUGGUUUACCGCUAGAAAUAAGCACAAAAAGCAAAAGGUAAUUUGUAAAAAAGAUAAAAAUCAAGCAAUAGUUCGCUAUAAAGCUUUAAUAAAGAGCACGGGUUUUAAAGAGCAGAGAAGAUAAAAAAAAUAAAAAAAAGCUUAGUUAGAAGUUAGACUUAACAAUAAAUAAUAAGAUGCUAUUAUGGAGAGAGAAUUCGAUGAAACGUUAAAGAGCCAGAAAUCAGUUUAAAAACCCAUUUCUCCUACUUUUGUUAAAGUCAGAGAAUAAAAAUCCAUACCAGAUUCUGUAUAUAACGAAAGUAACUCAGUUUCCUCUGCAGGAUACAUCUAGCAUCCUCCUACCUAUUAAUAGCCAAGACUAUAUUACCAGUCUCCAUAGCUUUCUCCUAAAUAGUUUUAAGGACAAAAUUUUGAAAUUUUAGAUAAAAGAAAAAAAGGAAUUCUAGAUGACAAGGAGUUGAUAAAUACAAAUCAAAAUAAGAGAAAAAAUGAUAUAAUAGAUUCUUUCAUUAUUGAUACUAGGUUGAAGCAAGAAGAAAUAGAAGAUUAAAACUUAAUAAGUCAGGAAAAGAGUGCUCAUUAUUAAUUUGAACCCUAGGAUAAUAAUUUAACAAAAUAAGAUGAUGACACUAAUUUUAAAGAUGAAAUGGACAAGAAAUUUGAAGAAAUGGAAAACAUAAUGACUUCAAUUUACAAGGCUGAAUAAGAUCAUCAACAUAAUAGUAAUUUAAAAGCUUAAUAACAAUCAUUUUAUGAGCAAUUUUAAAAUGCCAGAUAUUAGGAAUUCAUAUAAAAUAUGAUGAAUCUUAAAAAUGAAAUUCGAAAUUGUAUGAACAGUUAUAAAGAAAUGAGUGAUAACUUUCAAAAUUGA
This is a messenger RNA of Stylonychia lemnae, 1023 nucleotides long. Lineage: Eukaryota; Ciliophora; Spirotrichea; Sporadotrichida; Oxytrichidae. The record is from the annotation of a GenBank genome assembly.